Messenger RNA from Aspergillus puulaauensis, 2724 nucleotides. RefSeq names its product putative protein kinase Scy1. Gene Ontology annotation, molecular function: protein kinase activity; ATP binding. Gene Ontology annotation, biological process: protein phosphorylation. The record is from RefSeq and is a predicted model, not a curated record. The coding region runs from base 1 to 2724 and encodes 907 amino acids. NCBI's taxonomy places the organism in Eukaryota, Fungi, Ascomycota, Eurotiomycetes, Eurotiales, Aspergillaceae. The transcript is spliced from 2 exons.
AUGUUCUCGUCCGCGCUCAAGUCAUUCAGCUCCAACAUCACUACGAACUAUCAAGUUUCCCCGCAUCCUACAGUCGUUUCCGGUCCCUGGAAGAUUCAUGAUGGAAAGAAGAAAUCCACCAAUACCGCGGCAUCCAUCUUUAUCUUUGAUAAGAAGGCUCUCGAGCCUCGAUCCAGUGGAUUGGGUGGUCGUUCCGGUUCUUCAAUCAAAAAGCUGCAGGAAGAGAUUGUCGAACGCUUGAAACGCGAAGCCGGCAACCUCGCUCGUCUGCGACACCCAUCGAUUCUGCAGGUGCUCGAGCCUGUUGAAGAAACACGCAAUGGUGGUCUCAUGUUCGCAACUGAAAGAAUCACCGCCUCGCUUGCCGGGCUUCUACAGGAAAAGGAUACACAAGAAAGCAGUGGAAGGAUAGGCUCAAGGACUUCGCGGUACAUGGUGGAAGAGCCGAACGGCUCCCGGAGGCGGAGGGAUCUCGACAUCGAUGAACUGGAAAUUCAGAAGGGACUUCUGCAGGUUGCUAAGGGUCUUGAGUUUCUUCACGAGUCUGCUGGCUUGGUGCAUGGCAAUCUGAACCCGGAGGCUAUCUUCAUCAACGCCAAAUCUGACUGGAAAAUCUCGGGACUCGGCUUUGCUGGUCCUUCAGACUCGUCCGAAUCCAAAUCAUCUCUCCCCCCUCUAGCUCUAUCGGAGGUUCUUUAUCAAGAUCCACGCCUUCCACCAUCUGUUCAACUGAACUUGGACUACACCUCACCUGAUUUUACUCUGGAUUCGACCGUUAACCCUUCUGCUGAUCUAUUCUCUCUUGGGCUUAUAAUAAUCGCGCUUUAUAACUCGCCACAUACUUCUCCCCUGAAGUCUCAUGGUAGUUUGGACUCGUUCAAGCGACUACUCACUUCGCCGUCCUCCACUCCAUCGCAAAGCAACAACUUUCUCUGCUCAGGCUCGAUACCGAACGACAUUCUCGCGCAUGUACUACCAAGACUAAUAACUAGAAGGGCCGCCCAGCGUCUUACUGCGCGAGAGUUUCAGGAAUCUCAAUAUUUCGAUAAUAUCCUGGUAUCAACCAUCCGGUUUUUGGAAUCACUGCCGGCCAAAAAUCCAAAUGAAAAGGCCCAGUUCAUGCGUGGCUUGCAACGGGUCCUUCCAGAGUUUCCUGUUUCCGUCUUAGAGAGAAAACUUCUGGGCGCCUUGCUAGACGAACUCAAAGACCGCGAGCUCCUCUCUCUCGUUCUACAAAACGUCUUCGCAAUUCUCCAGCGAAUCCCCAAUGCGCGUCGUACUCUUCCUGAAAAAGUGAUUCCUCAUCUCAAGGAAACCUUUCCAGUAGGGAAAGGUGCUGCCCAAGAACGAGAUUCAAAGAAGGAUGCAGGCCUCAUGGUGGUUCUUGAUAAUAUCAGUGUCAUCGCUGGAAAUUGCUCUGGAAUGGAAUUCAAGGAUGAUAUCCUACCUCUUAUUCGCCUGGGGCUUGACUCUCCCACACAUACCUUAGUAGAUGCCGCAAUAAAAUGUCUACCCGUCAUUCUCCCCGUUCUUGAUUUCAGCACCGUGAAAAACGAAGUUUUCCCUCCAAUUGCGUCCACUUUCAGCCGCACGAACAGUCUUUCAAUCAAGGUACGGUGUUUAGAAGCGUUUGCUGUGCUUUGCGGUGGCUCUAUGGGUCAGGGGGAUGACAGUGGAGAUGACUUGAGCGGUAUAGUCGAAAAGAGCAAGCCACAACCUACAAAGUCGUCUAUUCUGGAUAAAUACACCAUACAAGAAAAACUUGUGCCCUCUCUGAAAGCGAUCAAAACGAAGGAACCAGCUGUUAUGAUGGCGGCUUUGAGUGUAUUUCAGCAGGUCCGCACUGUUGCAGACGCUGAUUUCCUUGCCUUGGAGGUUCUUCCGGUUCUAUGGAGCUUUAGCCUUGGUCCACUUCUUGACUUGAACCAAUUUGGCGAAUUCAUGGCCUUAAUCAAGAGCAUCUCUUCGAAAGUUGAGCGCGAACAGAUGAAGAAACUUCAAGAGCUCUCUUCAGGGGAUGCAUCCGGUUUUCGCAACGGAACAGCAUCCUCCACCAAGGCACCAAGUGGUUUUAUACAGUCAGAGACCGGAUCCACGAGGGAUAAUUUCGAGCGUCUGGUUCUUGGACGGGGCGCAACAGCAUCAAAUGAUCAGGGAAGCGAUAUCUGGGGUGGCCUAGUCUCAAAUACCCCACCUUUGCAAGCAUCUGCUACUCCACAGCCCAGCUCUACUGCACUUUCUUGGUCUUCAACUACUGCGGGGUCUGCUGGCAGGCAAUCCAGUCUAACCACACGUUCAAUCACUCCUGAUUUCAAGUUGAAUUCAUUCCCAUCAUUGGAGCCAACUGCAAAACAAAACUCUUCCUCGGCAUCAGCGUUUCCGACUCUACAACCAUCUGCCCCAAGUCCCUGGAGCAUGCCGAACACAUCCAACCAUCAACCUCAGUAUUCGGGAUCUAGCCCGUCUCUCGCGUCACUAGCCAGUAUGAACGCCUCCAACACCUCUUCAGCCAGCACGAAAUUGCAGACAACGCCAAGCUACUCUGCAUUCUCGAUACCACCUCCACCCUCUACGCAGGCUCCCAGUGCAUUUACAAACACGAGCCAGACUCCAUUUGGCGGCCGCACUGGACAAAGCUCCCCACUCUUCAAUGGCAGCGCCGUACAACCGCAACAGCCCGAAAACCAAAAACAAGGGCUUGACAAAUAUCAAAGCCUGAUAUGA